Messenger RNA from Rhizophagus irregularis DAOM 181602=DAOM 197198, 628 nucleotides. RefSeq lists its product as uncharacterized. The record is from RefSeq and is a predicted model, not a curated record. Lineage: Eukaryota; Fungi; Glomeromycota; Glomeromycetes; Glomerales; Glomeraceae.
AUGAGUCAAAAUCAUCAAAAUCUCAAUUUUUCUAGUAAUUUACAAUUAACUGAUUUACAUGCGGAUAGUCGUAAUAAUUUAAAUAAUUUCUACGAUCAAACUAAUUCUCAUUCCAUGACAAAUAAUAAUAUUUCUCAAACACCUUUUGUAAAUUCUCUUAAUCCUGUCAGUUCAAUUCCGCAAUGUUGUCCUCAUGUAUCGCAAAGUAAUAAUUAUAAUACUAAUGGACAACUAGCUUCAAAUUAUUUUAUUAACUCACCGAAUUCGACGACUUUUGAUCCUUUUCAACAACAUGUAAAUCAAUGUAAUAUUUUUAAAUUCGAAAUUCCUGGAUUUGAAAUUAUUGUUAGACCAAAGUCUAAUCAAAUUAUGAAUUUAAACAAUUUGAAUACGCAAAAUCAUCAAUCUUCUAUGAAUUCUUACUCUCCAGUUGCGACCAUACCAUCACAAUUAGUAGAUCAAAAUCAAAACUAUAUUAACGGAAAUUUCGUUAAUAAGAGUCAUGUAAAUUUUGUAAAUAACAUGAAUACGGAUAAUUUGCAAUGUCAAAUUCAUCAACAACAGAAUAUUCUUGGAUGCAAUAACUUCCACGGUUAAUUGUUCCAAGAAUUUACAAUAGCAGAAUAUA